This is a messenger RNA of Peromyscus maniculatus bairdii (prairie deer mouse), 4766 nucleotides long. NCBI's taxonomy places the organism in Eukaryota, Metazoa, Chordata, Mammalia, Rodentia, Cricetidae. The record is from RefSeq and is a predicted model, not a curated record.
GUUUAUUUGGCUCACAGUUUGAAUGCACAGUCCAUUGUGGCAGGAACAUGAAGCAACUGUCGUUGCAUCCUUUGGUAGGACUGGGGGAGUGAAUGAUUAAACUUUCCUGGGAACACCCUUAUAGACAUUCUCAGGGGCAUUUCCAUGGUGAGUCUAGAUUUGUUCAAGUUGACAGUGAAGAUGAAACCACCAUAGUCACUAACAAAGUGAUGGGAAGUUUUUCUUUCCCUGACGUUCUGGUAACUUAAAAUUUGUAUCCAGUUUCUUCAGUUCCUUGGAUUCUCUGCUAUGUUGCUGUGAGGAAUAGGGGUUUCCUGUGAGGAUCUCCGGGCAAACUUUCUCACCCCCUUUCCAGUGCCAGUGUGUUGUCCUGUAACCACUGAAGACUGUGGUCCAGUGAGGUCUAGUGGCCUUCCUCACUUUGUAUCUCUAGCUGUGGGAUUUGUCAUUCUUGAGAGAGUGGUAACAUCACUCCUGUCUGGCUUUGAUUAGCAGCAUGCCUUACUCUGUUUUGGAAAGUGCUUUACCAUUGUGCCAUGUCUUAAGCCUUAUCUGGCUCUUCUGACCUUCAAACAGACGAUUUGUGAUUAAUAAUAAUAAUACCACGUAACUAUUUAACCUGCCUCAUAUUACUUAAUUUCCCUCAAUUAAAGAGAAAAUACUUAAAAUAUUUUUCCAUUUUUAAAUUGCUAACUUCAAAAAUGGGCAAAGUUUUCAGAGUUAAAGUGUGUGUUUGCUUCAUUUAUUACACUUUUCUAGCAGUGUCUCUCAAUUCACUCUCAAGGUGGUAGUCAGAGUUCGUUUUGUUUAUUUUUGAGAAGAAAAGAAUGCCCAGUGAGUUGCAAACAAACAAGAAAAUAGGAGGGGAGUAAUUGGGGAAAAAAAGAGUCAGAAGGAUGUGGAGGGAGGAAGGACAGGAUGGGGUGUGAAAAGGCAGCUUGGAGGUGACUGUGAUCAAGUGUGUUCUUUACUUGUGUGAAACUGUUAAAACAAAAAAAAGGUAGGGAGCAAUUGAGGAGACAUCUGAAGUCAGCCUCUGACCUCUGUGUUAGCAAAUCUCUCUUCUUUCUCUCCCUUCCCGUUUCUUUCUUACCUCCCUCUUUCUCUCUCCCCACCUUCUUCUGCCUCUGGGAAUUGAACUGAGGGCCUUCCUUGUACAUGCUAGGAGAAUUUUAAACACAAAGACUAUAUAGACCAUCAGAAGGAUAAAGUUGCUUUAACAUUGGCUCGCCUUGCCCGUCAUGUUGAAGUGGAAAAACAACAAAAAGAAGAGAAGAAUAGAGCAUUCAGGGAAAAACUUGAUUUUCAACAUGCUCAUGGUUUACAAGAAUUGGAGUUUAUUCAAGGACAUUCAGAAACAGAAGCAGCAAGACAGUGUGUGGACCAGUGGCUAAAAAUGUCAGGACUCAAAACAAGUGCAAUUAAUUCUGGGAAAAAAAAAUCAUUCCAAAGUGGAGGCAGAAUGGGGAGGUCUGAGAAGCCAAUUCUGUGUCCUAUAAUGCACUGUAACAGGGAAUUUGACAACGGGCACCUUCUCUUAGGACAUUUGAAAAGGUUUGAUCACUCCCCAUGUGAUCCAACAAUUACAUUACAUGGACCUCUCGCCAAUUCCUUUGCUUGUGUUGUAUGUUAUGAACAUUUUGUUACUCAACAGCAGUAUAGGGAUCACCUUCUCGCUAAGGCAGCUGCAGCCGAUGGACAUAGCAGUAGCCUACUUCCUCAGAUUAUUCAGUGUUUUGCGUGUCCACAUUGCUUUCUUUUGUUUAGCACCAAGGAUGAGUGUUUGAAGCAUAUGUCUGCAAAGAAUCAUUCCCAUCAGAGUUUUAACCUGGGCGAUGGUAAGGCAACAGCUCAUCCAAUUUCCUUUCCAUCUUUUGCAAAGAAACUUUUGGUCACCCUGUGCAAAGAUGUUCCAUUUCAAGUGAAGUGUGUGGCUUGUCACCAGACUUUGCGUUCCCACAUGGAGCUCACUGCCCAUUUCAGAGUUCGUUGUAGAAAUGCUGGACCUGUAGCUAUAGCUGAGAAAAGCAUUACUCAGGUUGCAGAAGAAUUCAUAGUAAGAGGUUAUUGUUCAAAUUGCAACCAAAUCUUUGUGGAUGAAGCCAGCAUCGAAAGUCACAAGAAUUCCGGACACAAAGUCGCAGUUGCUAACUCAGUGGAAGAGUCAGUCUUGCUCUACUGCCACGUCCGGGAAGGGAGUAAGCCGCCUUGUGACUUGCAUUUAUUCAAUCAACCAAAGUUUUCAUCCCUUAAACGGGUUAUGUCUAUUAAAGAGUCCAGCCCAGAGGACUGUGUUGUUCCAAAAAAGAAGCUAAAUUUAGGAGGCGAAAACCAUGGAGGACCAGCCUGUGUGCAGAGACAGAGUUCAGCAGUUACAGCCUGGUGUUGUGAGUGCAGUCGGCGUUUUCCAAAUGAAGAGGCAGUAGAAAGACAUGUCUUCUCGGCAAACACAAUGUGUUACAAAUGUGUGGUCUGUGGAAAGGUGUGUGAAGACUCAGGAGUCAUGCGCUUGCACAUGAGCCGGUUCCAUGGAGGGGCACAUCUAAAUAACUUUCUAUUUUGGUGUCGGACUUGCAAAAAAGAGCUAAUAAAGAAAGACGCCAUCAUGGCACACAUUACUGAGUUUCAUAAUGGGCAUAGAUACUUUUAUGAGAUGGAUGAGGUAGAAGACGAAGCCUUGCCAUCGUCCUCUGUAGUGAAUUUGAAUGCUGACAAGCCACCUUCACCCAUUACUGUUGUCGAUCAUUGCCUGACAAACAGUCCUCCAAGGGGCAGGUGGCAGUGCCAGAUCUGUGAAGAUAUGUUUGAUUCCCAGGAAUGUGUCCAACAGCACUGUAUGUCCUUGACCAGCCACCAGUUUCACAGGUACAGCUGUGCCCACUGCAGAAAGACUUUUCAUAAAGUAGAGACUUUGUACCGACAUUGCCAAGAUGAGCAUGACAAUGAGAUCAAGAUUAAGUACUUCUGUGGGCUAUGUGAUCUUAUUUUUAACACGGAAGAAGCAUUUCUGAGUCAUUAUAAGGACCACCACAGCACAGACUAUGUGUUUGUGUCAGAAAAGACUAAGCCCUCAAUUAAAACCGAGGAGGAUUUUAAAAUAAUAGAGACCAGUAAUUUGUUAAGCUGUGGUUGUCAUGAGAGCUAUGUCUGUAAAGUCAACAGAAAGGAAGAUUACGAUCGAUGUCUUCAAGUCAUGCUAGAAAAAGGGAAACUGUGGUUCCGCUGCAGUGGGUGUUCAGCGACAGCACAGAAUUUAGCCGACAUAAAUACUCACAUCCACCAAGUGCACAGAAGAGAAAAAAGUGAUGAGGAACAGCAGUAUGUGAUCAAGUGUGGCAUCUGCACCAAAGCAUUUCACAAUGCUGAGAGUGCUCAGCAGCACUUCCACAGAAAGCAUGGUACCUUCCAGAAACCCAGUGUGACUCAUGUUGGAUCAGACAGAGGAAGCACGUGCAAGUUUGCUGCCAGUGUGUCCCACACUGAGAAAAAACUGCAGAAACAUUCUGACGUGGAGAAAGCAGCUGAGCGUGACAUGAGCUGCCAGAAUCUAGAGGAGGAAGUUGAGCUUCCAGAUGUGGACUACCUGCGAACCAUGACUCAUAUAGUCUUUGUAGAUUUUGAUAACUGGUCGAACUUUUUUGGUCAUCUACCUGGGCACCUUAAUCAAGGAACGUUUAUUUGGGGCUUUCAAGGAGGAAACACCAAUUGGAAGCCUCCACUCAGCUGUAAGGUGUAUAACUACUUGAAUAGAAUUGGAUGCUUCUUCCUUCAUCCUCGCUGUAGUAAAAGAAAAGAUGCUGCUGAUUUUGCCAUAUGUAUGCAUGCUGGCCGACUAGAUGAACAACUGCCCAAACAAAUUCCUUUCACCAUCCUCUCGGGAGACCAAGGUUUUCUGGAGCUAGAGAAUCAAUUUAAGAAGACUCAGAGGCCGGCUCACAUACUAAACCCUCACCACUUAGAAGGAGACAUGAUGUGUGCCUUGUUAAAUAGCAUAUCUGAUACUACCAAAGAGUGUGACAGUGACGACGGCACUGGUGUGAAAGGCACUCCCGUGGAGGAGCUCAGAUCCACAGAGGAUGUGGAAUUAGAAGAAGCUAUUAGAAGAAGUCUUGAGGAAAUGUAAUUAAAGUUAUUACCACACAACAUCAAGUGGCCUUGAAGAGACUCAGGAAAAUGAAUUCUUGACUUUGUAUUCUAAAGGAGACAAGAAAUCUACUUGGAUAAAUGUUUCUAAAAACAAGUUUUAUUCUUUCCUAUGUUCAGAAUCUUGGAUUUGCUUUGUAUUUUGUGCUAUUGUAUAAAACUGGAUGAAAGGAACAGAAAACAUACCAAUGCAAGCAUAAAUCAUAUUCUAGAAAUGGGUGUUGCGUUUUUCCAGCUAACUUAGAAUCCAUGCAUUUAGGUUAAGAUCAUCGUUUAGAAGGAAAAACGUGUGUGAAGCUCUUGACUGUUGUAUGUUUCUCUGUAGUAUUGUGUCUUUAGUUUAUUUGUACUGUAUAAAUGGCUCUAGUUUAUUUUUUUAGGAAUGAAAAUGAAUAUAAAUAAAAGGUGCCAUAACUCAGUUUUUUCCAGAAAUUCUGUGUGUUAUGUGACCCUAAUGUAAGCUCUACCUUUGAGAUCAUUGUUUAUGAUUAUUAGAAGAGGGUAUUGGAAGUUGGUUAUAGACACAUAUUAAAGCCAGCAAGGUUCUAUGUGCUAUCAUGCAGCUGUAUGCGUGCUCUAAGUAGAGCUGCACAUUGCUACAAUAAAAUCAUCUUUGAAACUUU